This is a messenger RNA of Pieris macdunnoughi, 408 nucleotides long. NCBI's taxonomy places the organism in Eukaryota, Metazoa, Arthropoda, Insecta, Lepidoptera, Pieridae. The record is from the annotation of a GenBank genome assembly.
AUGUUUCUAACGUUGGACUAUCUCAAUAUAGUUCCCAAGCGAGAUAAGCAAAAAUACGUCGUAUCGGAGAAUCUUCUUCUAAAAAAUCAGAUCGUCUCGCAUGUCAGAGAGAGUACAGCCAGAGAUCUAAAGCCGAACGUUCGCAGCGCCUUGUUGAAAAUCGGGCCAGAAACUCAAAACCACGCACGCGCAAGGGAGUCUAGCGCCGUACAUUCGCAGCGCUUUGCUGAAAACCGGGCCAGAAACUCACGAGCACGCGCAAGUGAAUCAAGCGCCGUACAUUCGCAACGCCUCGCAGAGAAUAGAGUUAGAAACUCGCAAUGCGUGUACGGGAAUCUAGCGCCGUACAUUCGCAGCGCCUCGCUGAUAACCGGACCAGAAUCUCAAAGCACGCGCAAAGGAAUCUAG